This is a messenger RNA of Eptesicus fuscus (big brown bat), 1719 nucleotides long. It is a transcript of the gene WFIKKN2, whose product is annotated as WAP, follistatin/kazal, immunoglobulin, kunitz and netrin domain containing 2. Gene Ontology annotation, biological process: negative regulation of transforming growth factor beta receptor signaling pathway. NCBI's taxonomy places the organism in Eukaryota, Metazoa, Chordata, Mammalia, Chiroptera, Vespertilionidae. Gene Ontology annotation, molecular function: receptor antagonist activity; transforming growth factor beta binding; serine-type endopeptidase inhibitor activity. Gene Ontology annotation, cellular component: extracellular region. The record is from RefSeq and is a predicted model, not a curated record. Bases 1 to 1719 code for a protein of 572 amino acids. The transcript is spliced from 2 exons.
AUGUGGGUCCUGGGAGGCCACGGGUUCUGCUCCCGCUGGGGGCAGGUGGCGGCGCUGCUGCUGCUGCUCCUGGUGCCCCCGAGAGGCCUGGCGCUGCCGCCCAUCCGCUACUCCCACGCGGGCAUCUGCCCCAACGACAUGAACCCCAACCUCUGGGUGGACGCCCAGAGCACCUGCCAGCGGGAGUGUCAGAUGGACCAGGAAUGUGAGGCCUACGAGAAGUGCUGCCCCAAUGUGUGCGGGACCAAGAGCUGCGUGGCAGCCCGCUACCUGAGCGUGAAGGGGAAGAAGGGCCCGGUGGGCAUGCCCACCACGUGCGACCCAUCCAUGUGCCAGCAGCAGGGCUCCGAGUGCGACAUCUGGGACGGCCAGCCCGUGUGCAAGUGCAGAGACCGCUGCGAGAAGGAGCCCAGCUUCACCUGCGCCUCCGACGGCCUCACCUACUACAACCGCUGCUACAUGGACGCCGAGGCCUGCGCCCGGGGCAUCACGCUGGCCGUGGCCACCUGCCGCUACCACUUCACCUGGCCCAACACCAGCCCGCCGCCGCCGCCCAAGACCACCGUGCGGCCCACCACCGCCGCCCCGGAGACCCCCCGGUGGGACGUGGCGGCCCCCGCGCUGCUCAACCACCCCGCGCACCAGUCGGUGAUCGUGGGCGAGACGGUGAGCUUCCUCUGCGACGUGGUGGGCCGGCCCCGGCCGGACGUCACCUGGGAGAAGCAGCUGGAGGACCGGGAGAACGUGGUCAUGGGGCCCAACCACAUGCACGGCAACGUGGUGGUCACCAACAUCGCCCAGCUGGUCAUCUACAACGCCCAGCUCCAGGACGCGGGCAUCUACACCUGCACGGCCCGCAACGCCGCCGGCGUCCUGCGCGCCGACUUCCCGCUGUCGGUGGUCCGGGGGGGCCAGGCGGCGGCCACGGCCGAGAGCAGCCCCAACGGCACGGCCUUCCCCGCGGCCGAGUGCCUGCAGCCCCCCGACAGAGAGGACUGCGGCGAGGAGCAGACCCGCUGGUACUUCGACGCCCAGGCCAACAACUGCCUCACCUUCACCUUCGGCCACUGCCACCGCAACCGCAACCACUUCGACACCUACGCGGCCUGCGUGCGGGCCUGCAUGCGCGGGCCGCUGGCCGCCUGCAGCCUGCCCGCCGUGCAGGGGCCCUGCAAGGCCUACACCCCGCGCUGGGCCUACAACCGCCAGGCGGGCCAGUGCCAGUCCUUCGUCUACGGCGGCUGCGAGGGCAACGGCAACAACUUCGAGAGCCGCGAGGCCUGCGAGGAGUCCUGCCCCUUCCCGUCGGGCAGCCAGCGCUGCCAGGCCUGCAAGCCCAGGCGGAAGCUCGUGACCAGCUUCUGCCGCAGCGACUUCGUCAUCUUGGGCCGCGUCUCCGAGCUGACCAAGGAGGCCGACUCCGGCCGCGCCCUGGUGACCGUGGACGAGGUCCUGAAGGAUGAGAAGAUGGGCCUCAGGUUCCUGGGCCGGGAGCCGCUGGAGGUCACUCUGCUCCACGUGGACUGGGCCUGCCCCUGCCCCAACGUGACGGUGGGCGAGACGCCACUCAUCAUCAUGGGGGAGGUGGAGGGCGGCAUGGCCAUGCUGAGGCCCGACAGCUUCGUGGCAGCCUCCGGCAGCCGGCGGGUUCGGAAGCUGCGCGAGGUCCUGAACAAGAAGACCUGCGAGGUCCUCAAGGAGUUCCUGGUCUCACCCUGA